AUGGAAGAAAAAUACUCAUUUAAGAAUCUCCAUAGCCGAGAAUAUUCCGGUCACAAGAAGAAGGUGCACUCCGUGGCUUGGAAUUGCAUUGGCACAAAACUUGCUUCUGGUUCUGUUGAUCAAACAGCUCGAAUCUGGCACAUUGAACCACAUCAUGGCCAUGGUAAAGUUAAAGAUAUUGAAUUGAAGGGUCACACUGAUAGUGUGGAUCAGCUAUGCUGGGACCCCAAACAUCCCGAUCUUAUUGCGACUGCAUCGGGUGACAAGACUGUUCGUCUCUGGGAUGCUCGAAGUGGAAAAUGCUCACAACAAGCAGAACUUAGCGGGGAGAACAUCAACAUCACCUACAAACCGGAUGGUACUCAUGUAGCAGUAGGUAAUAGGGAUGAUGAAUUAACAAUACUUGAUGUUCGGAAAUUCAAACCAAUUCAUAGGCGCAAGUUCAACUAUGAGGUAAAUGAGAUUGCUUGGAACAUGACCGGCGAGAUGUUUUUUUUAACAACUGGAAAUGGGACUGUGGAAGUAUUGUCUUAUCCAUCUCUUCGGCCCCUUGAUACCCUCAUGGCUCAUACAGCUGGUUGUUAUUGCAUUGCAAUUGACCCAACAGGAAGACAUUUCGCCGUUGGAAGUGCCGAUUCCCUUGUCAGCUUAUGGGUUAUCUCAGAGAUGCUUUGUGUGCGUACCUUUACAAAGCUCGAAUGGCCGGUCCGUACAAUUAGUUUCAAUCAUACCGGGGACUUGAUUGCUUCAGCAAGCGAAGACUUGUUCAUUGAUAUUUCAAAUGUUCAUACUGGAAAAACAGUACAUCAUAUUCCAUGUAGAGCUGCGAUGAAUAGUGUUGAGUGGAAUCCUAAAUACAAUGUACUUGCAUAUGCCGGAGACGACAAAAACAAGUAUCAGGCUGAUGAAGGUGUUUUUCGAAUUUUUGGUUUUGAAAAUGCUUAG
This is a messenger RNA of Lathyrus sativus (Indian pea), 945 nucleotides long. The record is from the annotation of a GenBank genome assembly. NCBI's taxonomy places the organism in Eukaryota, Viridiplantae, Streptophyta, Magnoliopsida, Fabales, Fabaceae.